Messenger RNA from Lotus japonicus, 3294 nucleotides. RefSeq lists its product as uncharacterized. Gene Ontology annotation, molecular function: RNA-DNA hybrid ribonuclease activity; nucleic acid binding. The record is from RefSeq and is a predicted model, not a curated record. The coding region runs from base 1 to 3294 and encodes 1097 amino acids. NCBI's taxonomy places the organism in Eukaryota, Viridiplantae, Streptophyta, Magnoliopsida, Fabales, Fabaceae. The transcript has 2 exons.
AUGAAGACUGCAAAAAAAACCGUUUUGGAAGGCUGGAACAACACGGAUGAGGCUGAAGGAAGCUGGAACGUGUAUGUAGCAAGAAGCAAAGCAUGUAAGAGACAUUUACUCACGUGGCAGAAGAAAACCUUUUCAGCGGCUGACAAAGAGAUUGGCAAACUAAAGCAGGAGCUUGCCUUCAUUAAUGAUCAACCACAUGACAUUAUUGACUGGGGACAAGUAGCAGGACUGAAGGCUAGGAUCAACCAACUCUUGAAACAAGAGGAGAUGUAUUGGGGCAUGAGAUCAAGGAUUAAAUGGGCCAAAUGGGGCGAUCGUAACACCAAAUUUUUUCAUGCAAGUACAAUCCAAAGACGUGAUGUGAAUAGACUAGAGAAGCUAAAGGAUGACUCUGGUAACUGGUUGGAUGGGCAAGAUACCAUAAUGAAAUUGUUUGUCAAACACUACCAAGAUAUCUACACAAGAGGAGAAGUCCAAGGGAUAGAGGAUUGCUUGAAAGACCUAAAUAUCACAGUUCCUCCAUCACUCAAUGAAGAAUUGUGUAAGAGUAUCACUGAUGAAGAGAUUAAGGAUGCGGUGGAGUGUUUGGGCAGCCUUAAAGCCCCUGGCCCCGAUGAGAUUAAUGAGACCGUGGUAACCCUCAUCCCCAAGAUCCCCAAUCCGGACUCAACCACUCAUUACCGCCCUAUUAGUUGUUGCAACUUCACUUACAAAGUCAUAUCUAGAAUCAUGGUGUCUAGACUAAAGGGUGGACUUAAUCACAUCAUUACCCCCAAUCAAAGUGCCUUCGUGGGGGGGGGGGGGAGAAUGAUCCAAGACAACAUCAUGAUUGCCCAGGAGGCCUUCCACAACAUCCUAAAGAAAGGGAGAGAGAGCAAGGAUCAUAUUGCUAUCAAGCUUGACAUGAGCAAAGCUUAUGAGAGAGUGGAAUGGAGUUUUCUUGAAAAAACACUUCAUGCUUUUGGCUUCAAUAGCCAUUUGAUUGAUCUGAUUAUGAACCUAGUUAGGGGGGUCACCUACAAACUCAAGAUCAAUGGUUAUUUAUCCCAAAAAAUCACUCCUCAACGUGGACUCCGCCAAGGAGACCCGCUUUCACCUUACUUGUUUGUUCUUUGUGCAGAUAUUCUCUCCCAUAUGCUAAGGAAAGCACAAGAGAAGGGCUCUAUCCAGGGCAUCAAACUUGCACCUACUGCCCCAAGCCUCACACAUCUCUUCUUUGCGGAUGACUCUCUACUUUUCAUGAGAGCUACCAGCCAAGAGGCUUACCACCUUAUCAACCUACUUAACACCUUCUCUUUGGCCUCUGGACAACGCAUCAACAUCCAAGAAUCUGGGUUAAUUUGCAACCGUGCCCUGGAACACCAGCGUGGAGGGCAACUUGCAAGCAUCCUCAACAUCCAAGUUUGGGAAUCCCCAGGAGUCUACCUAGGGCUUCCGGCCAUUUGGGGAAGAAAUAAAACCCACUCCCUAGCAUGGCUAAAGGAUAGAAUUGAAGGAAAAAUGACAGGAUGGAAGGAAGUUCUCCUCAAUCAAGCGGGCAAGGAAAUCCUGAUUAAAGCGGUAAUACAAGCCAUUCCCACUUAUGCCAUGGCCAUCAUCAAGUUCCCCAAAGGCUUUUGUGAUUCCCUUAACUCAAUGGUGUCUAGGUUUUGGUGGAAAGGACAACACAAUCAACGUGGGAUACACUGGAAAAAAUGGGAGGUGCUUACCAAGAGAAAGUUAGAUGGGGGAAUGGGCUUCAGAGAUUUCUCACUCCAAAACUUGGCACACCUUGCCAAUCAAGCUUGGAGACUUUUAUCCAACCCUGAAGCACUGUGGGCCAAAAUUCUAAAAGCAAUCUACUACCCCGACAGUGAUUUUCUAGAAGCCACUAAACCCAGAAGAACUUCAUGGAUGUGGACAAGCUUGCUGGAUGGUUGUGACUUCCUAAAGACCCAUGGACGAUGGGCUAUAGCAAAAGGGGACAAUAUCAAUGUUUGGGAAGAUAAAUGGUUAUGGAAUGGAGAAAAUCUCCAUCAAUGGAGCAAUGGACAACCCCUUAAGGUUAGCACUCUCAUUGAUACCUCUACUGGCAAGUGGGAUGAGGUUAAAAUCAAUGCUCUCCUUCCAAGUACCCAAGCCCUAAAGGUUCUCCAAACACCCAAAGGACUUGUAGAAGAGAAGGAUAGGUUCUUCUGGCCUCAUCAUCCAUCAGGUACUUAUAGUGUUAAAUCGGGUUACCAAACCUCUAGAAUGAUGGUGCCCGUUCCUACUGAGCUAGCUGGCCCCUCGCGCAUGAUCCCUACUGAACUCUGGACCGCUAUCUGGAGCAGCCCAGUCCCUCCAAAGAUUAAGCAUUUCAUCUGGAAGGCAUGCCAUAAUGCGGUGGCAGUCAAGCACAACCUCCAUCGCAGAAGGAUCUCAACUAGUGACUUAUGUCCUGUCUGCAAUAGGGAACCAGAAACCAUCGAACAUACUCUUCUUCUAUGCCCUUGGACUAGGGCUGUAUGGUGUGGCUCACCCCUCCAACUCACUAUUUGCACUAACAUUACCAGCUUUGAUGAAUGGCUAAUCCUCGUCCUAAAUAGACUUAGUUCUCCCAACUCUCUGGACAAAGGACUAUCUCUCCUAUUCUAUACACUUUGGACCAUUUGGAAGGAUAGAAACAAAGCAGCGUUCUCGAAUGAGAACCCCAAUCCUGGGAAUGCUAUUAGACAAGCACAAUCACUUCUUCAAGAUUGCAUCCAGGCAGAAAAUGAUAGUAACAAGAAGGACAAUCACUCAUCCAUGGGGAGAAGAAUUCAAAACUGUAACGCUUGGAAGGCACCAACAAGAGGAAUGAUCAAAUUGAACACAGAUGCUACCUGGGUAAGCACCUCACUCUCGUGCUCUCUGGCCACUAUUGCCCGCAAUCACUCAGGAAGAGUCCUUACCGGUACAGUUUCCCAUCUUCUCUGCCCGACACCUCUCGCGGCAGAAGCCUCAGCGGUGAGAGAAGCCCUGAUUCUUGCUUCCAAUCUGGGUUGGGGUGACAUUUGGAUUGAAUCGGAUUGCCUCCAAUUGAUAGAAGCCUGCAACAAGAAAAGGCAAGUAGGGGAGAUUCAAAUACUCACAGAUGAUAUCACUAAGUUGAGUAACAACUUCCUACACUGCAAAUUCUCCUGGAUCCCAAGGAGAGUAAAUUGUGUUGCUCACUCAAUUGCGAAUCUCCACAACAGGCACCUCCUUCCCCCCAACUGGCUCUUUACUCCACCCCAACAGAUUGCUGCACAAUUGAGAAAAGACAGUCUCCCCUUCGUAGCAGAGCCAGAUUGA